Molecule: messenger RNA, 1998 nt
Organism: Drosophila subpulchrella
Lineage: Eukaryota; Metazoa; Arthropoda; Insecta; Diptera; Drosophilidae
Product: mitochondrial sodium/calcium exchanger protein
Exons: 7
Coding region: 60-1916 (618 amino acids)
Biological process (GO): monoatomic cation transport; intracellular calcium ion homeostasis; transmembrane transport
Cellular component (GO): membrane
Molecular function (GO): calcium:sodium antiporter activity
Source: RefSeq, a predicted model, not a curated record
AGUGUCACUUUUUAUGAACUCAAUGCAAAAAUUUCGGCUUGCACACAAAAUACACUACAAUGACAGACAAUUUCAUUGGUUUCCCCAACGCGAUGGACAAGGAGUUCGACAACUUUUGGAAAAGGGUUAGCUGCUUUGCGGCCGCAAACUUUCCCUUCGAGGAGCGGUGCGAGUUCGUCAGAAACGCCGUGGACUGCAACAUGAGUACGAAUGUGAUACCUUACAUGACUCUUCUGGCCUGCGAACUGAAGUGCGUUAAUAAAUUCGAAGAAUUGAUCUUUAUAAGCUUGUUCAUGGGGAUCUGCUUCGAAAUUCUGGUUUUACUGAUCUACACGAUCAAUGAUUACUAUAGUCCUGCUCUGAAGGCCGUAUCGCGAUUACUUCAUAUGAACGAGCACUUGGCGGGAGUCACCCUAAUGGCGUUUGGAAACAGUUCUGCCGACCUCUUCUCAAACUUGGCGAGUGUUAAAAGACAUGUGCCUGUCCUCGCCAACAGCUUGUCCUCAGCCCUGUUUGUAACCAUGAUUACCGGUGGCCUCAUAUGUUAUCUUACGCCCUUCAAGAUGAAUGCCUACGAAACCGUCCGAGACAUUUUAUUUCUUGUUCUCGGGUCAUUUUUGAUGGAUUACUUUACGUCUUCAAGUAGAAUUAUAAAGAACGAGUGGCAUUUUUUGCUUGUGGCCUUGGUUUACAUCAUGUACAUACUUAUUAACGUCACAGAUGUUUAUCUACUGCGAAGGACUAUAAACUCAACGGCGAACCAAAUUCAAAGCCUGAUGGAGAAAGAAUCAACGCCCAAAAACCUAGAGAAGAUUCGAAAACUAGAAGAAAAGUAUGAUUAUUAUUCACAAGAUGGGCAAGUAGAGAUUUAUGAGCGAUACAGUAAACUCUCGCAGCAAACCAAAAUGCGGUACACCACAUUGCGAAUGGCGCGUAAUUCCCGUGUGAGCGUUAACCGAGGCUUGACCAGAAUUAGGAGGCUCGACAUGACACAGCCGAAGAACAGGGGGCUCUUCAAGGAUUUCUUCCUGGCACUGAGGCCCAUAAAAUGCCAGGCGUGGCGGCAAGCCGACAUUCUGGGUCGGACGCUACUGUUGAUCAGGGCCCCGGCCGUGAUCCUAUGCACCCUCUACAUUCCGCUGGUGGACUAUGAGAUGGACAAACAUGGCUGGAACAAGCUGCUAAACUGCCUUCAUGUGAUAAUUAACCCGGCCUUGUCCAUCUCGGUUCUCAUGUCCUUUCUAAGUAGUAAAGCAAACAGUUUAUGGUACAUCGCCAUGCAGCAGCAAAUUGUUUAUGGGGCGUAUUCCCUUGUUCUUACGGUGCCAGUUUUCAUCUUCAUUCUCAUUAAAACAAGGACAGAUGUGCCACCUUCUUAUCACUGGAUAUUUACGUUGAUGAAUCUGACUGGCUCUAUGUUCAUAAUCUUUAUUUGCGCCACGGAAAUCGAUAAAGUACUGGAGGUAAUCGCAAAUAUGAUGGCCAUAGAUGACGACUUCAUGGGCGCUACGGUAAAGGCUUUUACAGGGAAUCUGAGCAGUCUUUUUGCCAAUACCGCUGUGGCCACUCACGGCUAUCCGAAAAUGGCUUUUGCAUCCGCCAUUGGGGGGUCUUUCUUCACUAUUGUUGUAACCGGAAACACGGUGAUAUACGUAAGGAGUCUCGUAGGUCAAGACGUUACGUCUCGUGACCAGAUGGAAGAUUAUGGUCUUGCCGCUUUUUUGUUUCUUAAUCUGGGUCUGUUUACCAUUCUGCUGUGGUCCACAACGUUAGGAUUUUUCGCCCGCCGCUCCAUGGGAUUGUACUCGAUUGCUCUUUACAGCAUCUAUUUAACAUUCGCCAUUUUGGUUCAUGAGAAAGUAAUUCAUUCGUUCGCUGACGACCCUCAGAUUUCAGCUGCAUUUGGCGAUAUUUAAGUGCUAAACAAUCAGAGCUCUCAUAAAAUUUUUACAACUACUAUUUCUACUCUAAAUUUAUACUUUUAUACCACACUUAACA